GUCUAUAAUAGUCAAUUGUGAAUACGAUACCUGCAAUGCUUAUACGGCUAUGUAUGUUGUAUAAAGACAAACUGUGUAGCCAUCAUCGCAAAAUGUACUUAACCUGCAUGAUACUGAUAACCAUGGUAUUAAACUUUGUUCCAGGUGUCCUUGCUCAAUCUCGAUCCGUGACAGUAGAUCCUGCUACAGCAAAAUUGGGUGAAGAUGCGUUGAUGACGUUUACAUUCACAUCUGCACAAGGUGAAGAUAUUAUAGUUGUGGUUUGGUUCAAAAGUGAUGCAGAUGGUGCAACACAGGGAGAUCACUUAUUAUCAAUAACCAACAGUAAAUACAGUGUAAAUAAUAACAAUGAACUUGUGAUAAGUAAUGUUGGAGUAAACGAUGCAGGUUACUAUCUGUGUAGAGUAAUUACAACUGGUGGUAAUAAUGCAGAAGGUUUCUCAACAUUAACAGUCCACUGUGAGUGAUGGCUACACAUUUUAAUGUUAUUUUGUAUUUUACUACAAUUAGUAGGGCUAACUCAAUAAUUCUAAAAUAGAUGGUUGCACACAUGCAUUAGGAGAAGCACUUGUGGCUGUGUCCUAGUAUGGUGAUGCAGGUGGUGUAGUACAAGGGUAUCCUAUAAUAACUAAUCCCUUGGAUUCAAUUUAUUGGAUCCACAGUGGCACUCAUCAUUAUGCAUGGUGCAUCCACGAAAUA
Anneissia japonica is the source of this 699-nucleotide messenger RNA. RefSeq lists its product as uncharacterized. Lineage: Eukaryota; Metazoa; Echinodermata; Crinoidea; Comatulida; Comatulidae. The record is from RefSeq and is a predicted model, not a curated record. The transcript is spliced from 2 exons. The coding region runs from base 36 to 467 and encodes 143 amino acids.